Heterobasidion irregulare TC 32-1 is the source of this 876-nucleotide messenger RNA. RefSeq lists its product as uncharacterized. The transcript is spliced from 3 exons. NCBI's taxonomy places the organism in Eukaryota, Fungi, Basidiomycota, Agaricomycetes, Russulales, Bondarzewiaceae. The coding region runs from base 1 to 876 and encodes 291 amino acids. The record is from RefSeq and is a predicted model, not a curated record.
AUGGCUGCUCUGAUCGCACACCCUGCUCCGCUUCUCGAAUCGUUCACUCAUAACACCAACAAAGAAGACCCAUCUCCAAAUUUUCCCGAUAACAUAUUCCAAGGAGGACAAGUCCCACGACUGAAGGAGCUAUGGCUCAUUGGAUGCAUUUUCAACUGGAUAUCUCCGCUUUUCCGGGACAGCCUUACCUCUCUGUCUCUCCGAUACUCGUUUCAGACAGAUUCGACCCCUCUUCUUGAUUGCAGGGUGCCUUUGCUUCAUUUACGAGAUCUCAAUUUGAAGGGCAAUGUGCUUGAUUGCCAUGAGUUUGUCCGCUACCUCAUCAUCUCUUCAAGUAGCACCAUCACCACAGAUCUGGACCAUGAUGAUGAGGACUCCGACUACACAUCGUCUUUCACCGCCAUGUGUGGUAUUACGAGAUUGCUCUGCUUGGAAACCAUCCCUGGAGCUAGAAGUUUGGAAACUGAAGCUGCCCCCAUUAUUGCCCUCCGUGUAAUGAACCCCGGUGGUGGUGGACUCGAGUUUGAGGCAGCGACCAAUAUUGAAGAAGGAUCAGGAGCAGAAUUGGAAUGGAAACACGUCGAAUAUUUCACGUCCCUCACCCUCUCGCGCUAUGAAUCUGACCUGUCCUCUUCGUUCUUGAUCAGAAUCAGCAACGAUCUUCCGCUCAGCUCUCUCAAGGGUCUAAACAUCCGGGGAGAAUUCUGGCUCAGCACCCUGCACAUUCUGCAGCUCAGCGGUUCAGUGAUUAUCGGUUUUAUUGAGGGUACCAAGACCACCAUACCCCCUCUCAGCGAGAUCGGGACGCUGCACACCACGACGCAAGUCGAGCAGAUCCUUCCAUUGCCCUUCAUGCCCCGCCUCACGUCUCUAUGA